GUAACAACCUUAAAACUGCUAUCACCAAACACUUUAGUCGGGUGAGCUAUUCCAAACAAGAUGCCAAGACGAAUGAAUUCUUCUUGAAGUCGCGUGAAGUGUUAUUACCAUUCUUCUCUUCGCGCGCGUUCGUUAUGGCGGGGAGGAUCAGUUUUGAUUUACAACGGAAACUCUUGGCGCCGGGAAAUUUCAGUUUCGAUGAGUAAAAGACCAGCGGGAAAAUAGGAUCUGUCGAACCGGUCUCUGGCUGUGAUAUCAAGCCGGAUAAACAAGGGUUUUCCUUAAUAAGUGCUCUCUAAAGAAAAUGUCAAAGAGCGGCAGUAAUAUAACAUGGAGAGACCAGCUUGUUGGAUCCAUCGUGGUGAUCUUGUUUGCCUUUACUCUCGUCUUAAAUUUUCUAGCCCUUCAUUAUACCUAUGUCAAAGUUCGCAAGCCCUCGCUGAAGAAAAUCCCGCAUCUUUUCGUUGGCGCGCUGUCAUUAGCAGGACUGGGCAUCGCCUGUUUUCAAUAUGUUCCAUUCAUAACGUCGCGUUUUAAUGGCGAGUGGUCGCGCGAAGAUGGCGUUUGUCACUUCGUCGCGUUUGGUGUUCUGUUUUUCGGGACGCUAACAAUCUCUUUGGUAGUGAUGAUGAGUUUGGAGCGAUUAGGUGCGAUAGUCUUCCCUUUCUAUUACAAGGAGAGCGUCACAUUUCAAAGAUGCGUAGUCCUGUUGGCCAUCCUGGUCGUGUACUCCUUUAUCCUUGCCAUUCUUCCGCUAGCGCUCAAUAAAGUCGAGCUCAACGUGUCUACUGGCGUUUGCAGUUACGCCGUCGAGUCGCACAACGUGGAUACGGGCAUCGUUGUGUAUGUAAUGUCCAUACAUUACGUCUUGUCUGUGAUAGUUAUGGUUCUUUCUAACAUUACCGUUGUAUACACCCUACACGUUCUAGAAAGAAAUUCACUUUCGGAUGUCUAUGAUCAAGACAACAAAACCGAGAAAGGAACUCGCGUUAAAGGCUCUGGUACCUCCGCCUGUGUUAGCUUCGCCAAAAUGGUUACGCUUAUGGCAGUGUGUUACUCAAUUUGUUGGACCACAAUAUUGAUGCGUAUUAUAAUUUUGUACGCUUACAACUGGCAUAACAUCUAUUUUGAUCAAGUGGUUCUCGUCCUGACCACACUGGAUCCUUUAAUAAAUCACUGUGUCUGCUUGUGGACCAUGAGGAAAUACCGCGAUGGCUAUGCUUCGUCGCUGGGCAAGGUGUUCUCCUGUUUAAAGCCCUCAGAGGAAGGCAUGUUCCGCUCAGCUAUCACUCGAAUCAGCUCUAUAUCAAGGCGCUCAUUCAGUCGAUCAUCUUCAUCUGCUCGUUCAUCAUCUAUGCGAACUUCAAGAAGAAAAUCUUCUGCCGCACAUACGUAUAAACAAGUAACUCAAAAUAACCCGGAUGUUCCAGCACUUGUAGAGGCUCAAGUCGGUGGUGAAAUUCAGUCCGAUCCUAAGGAACUUGUGGAACAAGGACAUUCAGACGACCCUUAACGAAGGGCCCAUCAUACUAGAGCUACAAGAAUUAUGUAGAUCACUUUCGCAGAUUACUUACCUUUUUCACUAUGAACUUCACACGCUUUGGAUUGCGAACAUUUGAACAACUCAGCGUUCGUUCUGGGGGACUGAAGAGCAGAAAUGGUUUUUGGAAGUGGAAACAGUGGAAACAGUGACAAUGACGGAAUUAAGGGCAAUCGAUUAAGUGUUAAAAAUGAACAUUCUUAACUUAUUAUAUUACGUGAUUCGCCGCCCUAGACCCACUGCAAAGUAAGCCUUAUGUUCACGUGACCAUAAUAAAACUUUUUCCCUUUUUGGCAGUUUUUACCGCAAUGGAAUCGCGUAACAUUUCUUAAAGAAUUCAAAACUAAGAAUACUGAUAGGGUCAUAUCUUUUAGCCGUGUACUAAAUCCUUCAUCGACCAGCUUUUCAGCCAAGAGGGCUGGGCAUCGACCACGAACUAAGUCAUCCAUGAUGCAGCCAUCUUAGCCUCACACGUGGUCAAGAACCUUUAUAUUAUUAACCAGCAUGGCUUUUUGCCACUCUUUUAAGUCAAGCGAAAGCUAGGGCCGAAAUCAUUCUGUUCUCUCGGUGGCGUAAAUUUUCUAAAAUUCUCUGAAAAUGGUUGUCGCGUAAUUCCGUAAGAAAUCUUACUUCUAUGCUAUCGCAACCCUAAACUAUAAUAAACCUCCAAAACUCACAGCGAAAGAGAAAGCACAACAACCAAGUGACAGGGGGGUUGUUAGUUUAUUUAUUUACUCGUUGAUUCCUUCAUUUAGCCGCUAGCUUCUUACAAUCGGCUUAGACCGAAUAAUCGACAGUCAGCUCCCACUUGCAAUCGUAAAUAACGCUAAAAAAAUCCUCGUACUGUGAACCUCAAGGUACCAAAGCACGUGAUUCCAUUUUUAGAGCACCUUUCGACUGAGUUUCGUGAAAAAAAAAACCCAAAGUUAUCACGAAGACCAAUCAGAAGACAGGUAAAUACCCUUAAGAGCCAAUGAGAACUCAAGGGGAAAGUAAGCAAACCGUCCAAAGCGCGCGAAAACGUGGGUGAUGAAAACGUGAUAUUCGAUUGGUUGAGAGUGGCGCGAGUGUUUUUGGACCAAUCACAAAAACAGAAUAAAUCAAAACCAAUGCAAUCUUGGAUUACGUUCGAAAUUCCAUUGAAAAUUGCUCUACUUGUGUCCUUUUAUGUGCACAUUCCUUUCCCCGCAUCAAAAAUCUAGAAGAAAGUAAGCACUCUAAACCGGCCUGAAAUCGACCGUGGGUAAUUUGAAGAAAAGUAAUGGGAGCUCGGGGAAUAUUUUAUGGAGCAGUUCAAAACUGCGAUUAAAUAAAGCACCUCUCUAAGUCAUGAUGGAGUACCUAAGACUUAUUUAUUUUCGAAUUAAAAUAAUAAAUAAAAAGGACA
Molecule: messenger RNA, 2927 nt
Organism: Pocillopora verrucosa
Lineage: Eukaryota; Metazoa; Cnidaria; Anthozoa; Scleractinia; Pocilloporidae
Product: allatostatin-A receptor-like
Biological process (GO): G protein-coupled receptor signaling pathway
Cellular component (GO): plasma membrane
Molecular function (GO): G protein-coupled receptor activity
Source: RefSeq, a predicted model, not a curated record